UCUCGAUCCCCUCCAACCUGCCAUGUUGGUCUCCAUGUCCCAGUGAUGACUCAGACAGGGCCCUACCCUCCCCGAGCUCGCCAUCUGGAACAAUAAAAGGUGACAGCCACUAUGCUUGAUUGACGUAGCCACAGAGGGAACUAGGAGAGCACACGGACUGAGGGUGCAGCCCAGCGGCGGCCUCCGCCCAGCCUCCAGCCAAAGGACAGCCGGCGUGGUCUCAGUUUGCCGAGGACCGUACGGUGACCCACGAGCCAUUGUAAACGCGUGAAGUGACAAGCCACGUGCUUGCCUUUGCCCCCAGGAGCCCCGUUGAGUGCACCGAGAAGGGACGUUCAGAGCAAACACCAUGAGUAUCUCAGCUCUCGGAGGAAGCAGCAAAGGGAAGCCUCUCCCGCCAGGCGAGGAGGAGCGCAAUAACGUCCUCAAGCAGAUGAAGGUUCGGACCACGCUGAAGGGGGACAAGAGCUGGAUCACCAAGCAGGAUGAGUCGGAGAGCCACGCCCUUGAGCUGCCCUCAGGCCGGAGUCGUGCCCUAUCUUUUUCUUCAGCUGGGGAGGUCCCGAAGGCCAGGCCCCCAAGCACGAGGGCUCCCACCGGCUAUAUCAUCCGGGGAGUGUUCACCAAGCCUGUAGACAGCUCGUCUCAGCCCCAGCAGCACUUCCCCAAGGCCAACGGAGCUCCAAAAAGCGCUGCCGGUCUGGGGAAAGCACCUCCUGCUGGGCCUCCCCGCCCCUCCCCCUCUGGCUACAGGAUGACCACAGAGGAUUACAAGAAGCUGGCACCCUACAACGUCAGGCGCAGCUCGGCGUCAGGGGCUGCCGAAGAGGAGGAGGCGCCCUUCUCUUCUGAUGAGCAGAAACGGAGGUCAGAGGCCGCCAGCAGUGUGGUGAGGAAGACAGCUCCCCGAGAGCACUCCUACGUCCUGUCGGCGGCCAAGAAGAGCGCCAGCAGCCUCGCCCAGGAGACGCAGGCCCCGUUCGUCGCACAGAGGGUCGAGGUGGUGGAUGAGGACGGGCCUUCCAAGAAAAGCCAGGACCCACCUGCUCUGGCACGAUCCCCUCCCGGCUCGAGCAGUGCGGACGGGGGCAGAGCCAGACUGUCUCGGGCGGUUUGGAUGGAGUGCACGCCCAGCCUGCCUAGCCCCGCUGGGACGCCGGAGCCCAGCGCAAGAGGUGAGGAGACCGUCCGCCUGCAGAUCACAACACCCGGGGCGGGACUCCGCCUGGUGGCCCCAGACCUGGAAGAAAUGAGGUCUUCCCCGGGCUCCAAAGACAACGAAGCCGCCAACCCCAGAGAGCCCAAGGGAGACUUGACUGGUGAAAGGGCCUUCAAGGGCCUUGAUGCGGACUCUGAAAGAUCAAGUGCACAGUCAAGUGAUGGCAACGUGGGAUCCGGAGCCAUGGGCUCCACACCCGAAGGCUGGGCUGGAGCAGACGUCAGCUCUGGGACAGGAGGGCUGUGCUCACCUGCUGUCUUUACCCCUCUCCUGGAUGAUCAGGAGGGGCCCAGCGCCAACUCACAGCCUCACAAGCCUGGACCAGCAGCCACCAGCUCUGGUGCCACUUCUGCCUCUGCUGUCCUGGCUGACAGGAAGAGCAACAGCCCAGCACACCAGGAGGACAUGGAGACGGACCCAAAGGGCGCCUUGCCUGAAUUUGAGGAGGAGAAUGUGGUCACCAAGGUGGGAGACGCCUGGCAGGGGAGGCCUGGAGCCCAGCAAGAUGACCGGGGAGACCCAGCUGCACCCACCCAGAAGCCGGCAGACCCCAGCAGCCCUGAGCAGCACCUGGAAGUGGACAGCCAGGCCAGCAGGGUGAGGAACCCCGCAAGCUGUACGGUCACUGUUGCCGUCACUGCCACCUCGGAGCAGCCUCGUGUUUAUGUGCCAGCCUCCCCAAGUGAAUUGGAGUCUAACUCAACCAGCAAAGGGAUUCUCUUUAUGAAGGAGUACGUGAAUGCUGCUGAGGUGUCUUCCGGGAAGCCACCGUCUUCAUUCUACAGCAGCGUCAGCAGCACUGAGGACUCACGCAACAUGGAGAAGAAACUCCCACGUGACAGUACUCCAUACUCUGAGCGAACAAGUGGAGGGAUCUGUACUUACUGCAACCAGGAGAUCGGAGACUGUCCAAAGAUUACCUUAGAACAUCUUGGCCUUUGCUGCCAUGACUAUUGCUUUAAGUGUGGGGUUUGCAGCAAACCGAUGGGUGAGCUUCUGGAUCAGAUCUUCAUUCACCGUGACACCAUCCACUGUGGGAAAUGCUAUGAGAAGCUCUUCUAGCUCCUCCAGGCUAAGAAGCAGCUGAUAACUCCUGGACAAGUUUGACCGUCCCCACUUGCCCCAAGUUGCUGACUCUUCUGCCCUCACUUCCUCUCUCCUCCAUUUGAUUGCUUCAUGAUUUUGCUCUUCUUAAGUUGAACUUGCUUACAUCUAGUAGCAUAUCUUAAUGAUGUUAUGCUAAUUACUUGUGUGUGUAGCUUUUUGUAGCUUAGAAAGCACUUCCCAUCCAUUAUGUUCCUUCAGGCUCAAGCAAAGAGGAUUGAACAGUAAUUCCAUUUUCGCUUCCCUCAGGCUGGUCGGCUUGCUGAGGAGUUUAGGCGGCCUGGUACGAUGGGCGCGGACAAGAGCACAGAGCACGGGGUUGGGUGUGUCCUGACUCUUGGGACAGAGGAGUUUAGGCGGCCUGGUACGAUGGGCGCGGACAAGAGCACGUCCGGGGUUGGGUGUGUCCUGACUCUUGGGACAGAGAGCAAAUCACACUGUGGUUCACAGCUCUGAGUGUACCUUCGGAACUUGACAGAAGAAGGAGACCUCCUGAAGCUUCUCAGGGGUUAAAGACUAUUGACGAUCCCUGGUGGGUAAAUUGCAGGCAUUGAACGCUAGGGAUUGACAUAGGCUAAUGUUUAGCUUGUCUGUUUGCCAUAUAUAUUUUUUAAACUUUCCGUAUGCUUUUACAACUAGUUAGUUGCUUUUGAUUGAGUUAUAUAGCAGAUUUUAAUGACUUCCUACCUACCUACCUUUCAAUAUAGUUGCGUUUUGUCCUGCAGGCAUGUGGACAUGUUUUAGAAAGUUCACACGUUAGGUUUAAAUUCUAUAGGAUGUGAUUCUUAAGAGGCUACUGACCAAAGGGACAUCUGUGUCUGAAUCUUGCUAGCUAAUUAAUACCUUUGCCCUCAAUUUCCAAUCCCUAAACUUUACACAGAAAUCCCCUAAAGCAAGUUUUAGGGUCUAUAGACUCCAGCAGGAUUAUGAAGGGAGAAAAUCAGCUAACAUUUCUUGAGGCCUUACUGCGUAGCAGGCAUUAUCACAAAGUCGUGGCAUUAAUCCCGUUUGCAGAUGAGGAUGUUGAGGCUCAGAGAGGUGGUCAUUGCAUCGUGCAGAACCGUCGCCGUCUCUCCUGAGCCCGUGCGCUCUCCAGUAACAAUAAUGACGAACAUGAGCAUCGAUCUAAUGCUGAGUGUAUGCCAAGCACUGUGCGGAGGUGACACCACGCCCUCGAGCCUUCCCUGAGGCACACUUUUACAAAGAGGGGAGGGUGGGGGAUUGCACCCCUCCUCUGGGCAUCCUGGGUCCCCAUAAAAUACCAGAAGGGCCAAACUGGCCCUCUCACCUCCCUUUUCCAUGAAAACACUUCUGAACUGAAAUACUCCCAGCUGGGAACAGAUUUGACUCACAGACCUUCCCAAAGAAGAGCUCGUCAACCCAGGGGAAGCUCCAGUAGGCCAGCCGAUCUGGGCACAGGGCCCUCAGUGACUUCCCGUUUUCCAGUCCAGACUCUGUCCCAAGCUAGUGGCUUGAGGCACUGAGACCCCAGGUACUUGGAACAGGGAUACCUGUUGGCCAGCUGGACAGAUGCAGGCCCAUUCAUGCAGUCAGCUGAUGGCUCUGCUCGGGUUCGACUGGGCCCCUCUGCCUUUGGGACCAGCAUCACUGUGUAAGUUCCUUGAAAGGACAACCUGACAGUUUUUCUGAUGAAAAAUGAGGGCCUUUUCUCUUGGUUUAGUUAGAAAAUGCCUCUCCAUCGCUCUCCAGUUUCUGAGCCCUAUGCACAUUGGUUUAGUUAGAAAAUGCCUCUCCAUCGCUCUCCAGUUUCUGAGCCCUGUGCACAUUGGUUUAGUUAGAAAAUGCCUCUCCAUCGCUCUCCAGUUUCUGAGCCCUAUGCACAUUGGUUUAGUUAGAAAAUGCCUCUCCAUCGCUCUCCAGUUUCUGAGCCCUGUGCACGUUGGCUGGCGGACUUGUUCUUCCUGCCAAAUGAUCAGAGAGGAAUGUUCCGCUUAUUUCCAUAGAUGUGCGUCAGAUCUGCUCUGGAGUGGAAAACUGGCCAUGUACUCGUACAAAAUAUGAGCUGGUUUUCCUCAGCCUGGGACUUGGCAGGUGGUAGGGACUGACACAUAGGUGCUGAAUGAAUGAGUGCAAGGGAAAGAAAGGUCGUGCCUUUGGGUGGGAGGUAGCGCCCCUGAGUCUUGGCAGGAUAAAGAGGUCCGAGAUCGUCUGGCUUCCCCACCUUCUAGAUCCACUCUGCCUUUAAGAGAGUUUGAGAACCAACAUGCGAGAUACUGACUCCAAUCUGAAAAAAUCUCUUUCAUGUUUAAAUGGCACAGCAUUCUUCGGACUUAAGGAAGAGAGGUGGUUGCAUUACACUUUGGCUUCUUUUUAUUUGCCUAGAACUUUUAAUCAUACUUGCUUCACUCAAUAAUGUACACAGUUAUAAUAAAUGGUAAGAUAUUUCAUGUGUAAAUGUUAAGGUUUCCUUUUGUAAGUGUAAUAACUUGGUGUAUUUGGCUGUGUGAUUUAUUUUCUCCUAUUACCUGAAGCCACUCCCUACAAAAGCAAAUAAAUACUUUAAGGAGUGUCAGAGUUUCCUCCA
Messenger RNA from Physeter macrocephalus (sperm whale), 4868 nucleotides. RefSeq names its product zinc finger protein 185 with LIM domain (gene ZNF185). The transcript is spliced from 24 exons. Bases 350 to 2281 code for a protein of 643 amino acids. The record is from RefSeq and is a predicted model, not a curated record. NCBI's taxonomy places the organism in Eukaryota, Metazoa, Chordata, Mammalia, Artiodactyla, Physeteridae.